GCAACCGGUGUCUGGAGCCACCCUGCGGGGUGUCAUUCUCCCAACACAGCCGACCAGAGCUGCUGGGGAUUUAAGAAGUCAUGUUCCCGGUCGGGGUUCUCCUGCCCCUGAUACUUACUUUUGAGCUGUUGGAAUCAAGUCAGAAUGUUACUAAAAGGGAGGCUGGGUGCCCAGCCGGCCAACAGCGUGAGGGCGAAUUCUGCUGUCAGCCAUGCCCUCCUGGUGAACGGAAACGCAGUGACUGCAAGGCUAAUGGAGACAAGCUAUUCUGUGAGCCCUGCCCAGAAGGGCAGGAGUACACAGACACAAAACAUUAUUCUGACAAGUGCAGACGAUGCAAAACUUGUGAUGGAGAACAAGGCUUAGAAGUGGAAAUAAACUGUACCACGACCCAGAAUACCAAGUGCAGAUGUAAACCAAACUUUUUUUGUAACACUCCUCUAUGCGAACACUGUGACCCUUGCAGCACGUGCAAAUAUGGAGUCGAUGAGAAGUGCACACCAACCCAUGACACCAAAUGUAAAGAAGGACCCAGAACCGACUUACUGUGGUUGUUACUCCCCCUGGGGAUUCUAAUAGCCGGACUAAUUUAUUGCUGUAAGUUCUCACUUUGUUCAAAUUGCACCUUGAAAUACUCCACUGAAGAGGAGAAAUAUACAAGGUUUUCAGUGAUGGUAAUUUCAUUUAAAAAAAACAAAUUUUCAGAAGCUAUUCUCUUUCUUUCAGACAUUAACUUGAAUGACUAUAUUAUCACUAUUGCUGAAAAAAUGACAAUAAAUCAAGUGAAAGAGUUUGUUCGGAAGAAUGGUAUCAACGAAGCCAAAAUUGAUGAAAUCAAACAUAACAACCCCACUGAUACAGCUGAACAGAAGGUCCAGCUGCUGCGUAAUUGGUAUCAACUUCACGGGAAAAAAGAUGCAUAUUCCACUUUGAUUAAAGGUCUCCAAAAAGCUAAUCUUCAUGCUCUUGUAGAGGAAAUUCAAGGCACAAUCCAAAAGGACAACGCUGAUAAACAUGAAAAUGCUAACUCCAAUGAGGAAAACGAAAGCCAAAUCUUGGUCUAAAGUGAAAAACAACUAACUCCAUUCUGAGAAUAAUAAUCAACAGCAAGGAAAAUGAGUGCUCAAAUAUGUUUUUGAUAAACAGAGGCUUCAAAUAUUGCUUGACUUUUUAGUGAGUAUGUUUUUUUCCUCACUGAACAUGUACAGCUAAUAUAUUUACAGGUCUAGAGGACCCUGUGUUUCUAUCUUCAGGGAUGUUUAAAAUCUAAACAGACCUGGUGAAGAAUAAAUGCGGGGUGUGUUAAGUACACAAAUAGAAGUGUUUGCAAAGACAAAAGACUGGGAUCAUGGGGUGGUAUCUAAUGUGUGUUCUGUAGAUAUGAACGCCAUUACUGUGUGUGAUGACAAAGAUCUGUCUACAGGCUGAUCCCAUCCAUGAAUCAAUAGAAGCUAUGACCUCCUGAUGCAAUGUCACAAUUACCGGAGAGACGAUUUUGCCUCUGAAUUGCCUCCCCAGCCCCGGGGUGAGGCUGGAGAUUGUACUGUAUAGGUAAACUUUGUUUAUGACUCAGUAUAUUUAGGGAAUGCUGGCGUAUACCUCUGAGUGCGGAAUUUCAGUAAGGUUCUACUUCAAAGAUUUUUUCAUAGAUGAUUGGCAUUUCAUUGUGAACUGUUUUAAUUUCGCAUUCACAUGGAAAAUGCAGCCUCGAUUAUCAUGCUUGAAAUUUUAUAUUUGUGUGGCAUUUUACUGGCAUACAAAUAUAAUCAACUUCUUUCUCAAGUGCCAAAACAUUUUGAUCAGGGAUGAGUUCCUGGAGCUCUACCACCUCCCCAUUGUUUUCCCUGGAUGUACAUCUCGAACGCCUCUACCUCUCACACCUGGAAGCCUCAUCUGUGAAACACGGACAGCUACUGAGAUCUGUUGCUGCUCUUAGGAGCUUCUAGCCCGGGUUGGAGGGACUCAGAGUCUCUACUCGCACGGAGGUCGUUUUCUGGCACGUCAUGAACCCGUGUUCUAGCACCAGAGCGGGUAAAGUAGGUUCUUCUUUUGCCCUGUCCCCCACAAAAUGGUCAGGAACUCCCCAUGUUUCUCUUGCUACCAAUGCAGCUUAUGCAUCAGGCUUUAGGGCUUGUUUUUGCUAUGUCCUGUGGCUUCUUAGACACAUAAGCCCCUCUCCCCUUCUCAAGAACUCACAAAAUGUGUGUUAAUUUUCAUAAAGACUAUUUAUAUUUAUAUUGAUAUAAAUGGAAGGGGAUUAAAAACUAAGACAGAUGCUUAGAACUACCUAAAGAGUUUUCCCUGAUGGGACAUUUUUGUUCCUUAUGUUUGGGAAUGUAAAGUAGAUGUAAAAAUAUUUAAUUAAAAUUAUGUUUUUGAUAUUUCUGGUUAUUCUUUGUUGUUGUUGUUGUUAGGGCCUUUGGUUUGUUUUUUUGUUUGUUUGCAUUUUCUCUCACUACAGCUAAAUAUAACCUAUUUAUGAGUCUUCAGUGCUUUCUUUGGUCUCUCGGGAGGCACUUCCCUUUGAGGCUCCUCUUAGUCAUGAAACACCCUUCACAGGCCAUCACUGCCAAGAACACCGCUCCCGAAUAGCAUGCUAGUAUUCAUUAUGUGCGGACUUAUUAUAGCAGGAUUAUAUGUCAGGCACUGGAUAAGAAAGUAAAUAUUUCAAAAGAAAUAUAUUCAUAAGAAAGC
Molecule: messenger RNA, 2694 nt
Organism: Phyllostomus discolor (pale spear-nosed bat)
Lineage: Eukaryota; Metazoa; Chordata; Mammalia; Chiroptera; Phyllostomidae
Gene: FAS
Product: Fas cell surface death receptor
Exons: 8
Coding region: 81-1064 (327 amino acids)
Biological process (GO): immune response; necroptotic signaling pathway; regulation of stress-activated MAPK cascade
Cellular component (GO): CD95 death-inducing signaling complex; membrane raft; external side of plasma membrane
Molecular function (GO): protein binding; tumor necrosis factor receptor activity
Source: RefSeq, a predicted model, not a curated record